Chaetomium globosum CBS 148.51 is the source of this 2013-nucleotide messenger RNA. RefSeq lists its product as uncharacterized. The coding region runs from base 1 to 2013 and encodes 670 amino acids. The transcript has 4 exons. The record is from RefSeq and is a predicted model, not a curated record. NCBI's taxonomy places the organism in Eukaryota, Fungi, Ascomycota, Sordariomycetes, Sordariales, Chaetomiaceae. Gene Ontology annotation, cellular component: MICOS complex. Gene Ontology annotation, biological process: cristae formation.
AUGUUGCGGACAUCGCUGCAAUCCGUGAGGGCGCUGGGCAGCAGGCCCGUCGCCGCUGCUGCAGGUCGUCAAUGGCAAGUUUCUGCGGCCCGGCGUGCUGUCGUGUCGGGGCAGAGAUUCUAUGCCUCCAACAAGACGCGCCCCGAUGAGGCCAAGAUCCCCGCAUCCGAGACCCUGACGGCCCCGUCGACGCCGCCUCCUCCUCCGCCUUCUCUCGAGACUGCGGCUUCGACGACCAUCCCCGCCGAUAACGUCCCCCUCACACCUCCCGCCCCGGACUCCGUGGCUGCCGAGCCCGCUAAUAGCGCCCCGCCGCCGCCUCUCCCGACGCCGCGGAAGAAGAAGGGCUUCUUCCGGAGACUGCGCAACUUCUUCCUGACGCUGACCCUGCUGAGCGCCCUCGGAUUUGGCGGCGGCGUCUGGUAUUCGCGCAUCAACGACAACUUCCACGACUUCUUCACCGAGUACAUCCCCUAUGGCGAGCAGGCUGUACUCUACCUGGAGGAGAUGGACUUCAAGAAGCGGUCCCUAACGUGGCUAGCCGGGUGGGAGACUGCUGGCCGGCAAUCGAGCGCUGUGCAGAAGGUGGCUGCGGCGAAGGAACCUAGCAAGAAGGCCGAGCCGGUUGUGGUUGCCCCGCCCAAGGAGGAGGCUCCCAAGGUGCCCGCGCCUGAGGUCAAGGCCGAGGAACCUAAGAAGCCCGCGCCCGCGCCUGCGGCGGAGAAGAAGCGCCCAAGCAAGAAGGUGACGGAGAAGAAGGCUGUCGAGAAUAAGCCCGUGGAGAAGCAGCCCGAGCCCGAGACGUCGCUCGUGCCCGCUACCACGGCACUCACCCCCGCGCAGAAGGCGUUCAAGGCUCCGGAGGUGGACGAGCCUUCACGAUGGCCUCCAGCGUCGCCCAUCGACCCGCUGGCGGUCCCUAACGCGGCCGACCCCGUUGUGCAGGACCUGGUGCGCAUGCUGAACGACAUUAUCACCGUGAUCAACCACGACGGCGCCAACGACAGGUACGGUGCGACGAUUGGCAAGGCCAAGAACGAGAUCAGCAAGGUCGGCCAAAAGAUCCUCGAUAUCAAGACGGCGGUCGAGAAAGAUGCUGCCCAACAGGUCCGCCAACGCGUCGACGGUUUCGACCAGGCAGCCAACGACUUGGUUGCCCGGCUGGAGGCUGCCAUGACGGUGCAGGAGCAGCAGUUCCGACGCGAGUUCGAGGCCGAGAUGGAGCGUCUCAGGAAGAGCUACGACAACAAGGUGCACUUGAUCCAGGAGCGCGAGCGGCAACUCGCCGAGGAGAAGCUCAACAACCAGCUCCUGGAGCAGGCCGUGCAGCUGCAACGCGCUUUCACCCAGGAUAUCAAGAAGCACGUCGAGCAGGAGCGCGACGGCCGCCUCGGCAAGCUUAACGAGCUGAAGGCUGCGGUGGAAGGCCUCGAGAAGCUCACCGCCGGCUGGAACGAGGUCAUCGACGCCAACCUGCGCACGCAGCAGCUGCACGUCGCCGUCGAGGCGGUGCGCGCCAGCCUCGAGGACGCCCACCACCCGCGGCCGUUCAUCAAGGAGCUGGUCGCCCUCAAGGAGAUCGCUGCCCAGGACCCCGUCGUCGACGCCGCCAUCGCGUCCGUCCACCCGUCCGCCUACCAGCGCGGCAUCUCGACCCCCGCCGAGCUGAUUGACCGCUUCCGCCGCGUCGCCGCCGAGGUGCGCAAGGCGUCGCUGCUGCCCGACGACGCGGGCGUCGCCAGCCACGCCUCGAGCUACGUCCUGAGCAAGGUCAUGUUCAAGAAGCAAGGGCUGGCCGCCGGCGACGACGUCGAGAGCAUCCUCACCCGCACACAGACCUUCCUCGAGGAGGGCGACCUCGACAACGCGGCCCGUGAGAUGAACGGCUUGACUGGGUGGUCCAAGACGCUCAGCCGCGACUGGCUGGGCGAGGUGCGGAAGGUGUUGGAGGUGCGGCAGGCUUUGGAGGUCAUCCAGACGGAGGCGAGACUACAAAGCUUGAAGGUGGAGUGA